Emys orbicularis (European pond turtle) is the source of this 756-nucleotide messenger RNA. RefSeq names its product uroplakin 1A (gene UPK1A). Gene Ontology annotation, cellular component: plasma membrane. The record is from RefSeq and is a predicted model, not a curated record. The transcript is spliced from 7 exons. Bases 1 to 756 code for a protein of 251 amino acids. NCBI's taxonomy places the organism in Eukaryota, Metazoa, Chordata, Testudines, Emydidae.
AUGGUGGAAAAAGGAAACCCCUUCAUUGUGGGGGUGCUGAUUCUGGGGAACAUCAUCAUCCUGAUGUGUGGCAUCGCGCUCUAUGCGGAGACAGUUUGGGUCACGGCCGACCAGUACAAGGUUUACCCCAUCCUGGGAGUGUCGGGCAAGGAUGACGUCUACGCGGGUGCCUGGAUCGCCAUCUUCUGCGGCUUCGCCUUCUUCUGCCUUGGCGUCUUCGGCAUCGUGGCCCUGGCCCGGGGCAGCCGCCUGCAGCUCAUGCUGUACCUGGUACUGAUGCUGAUUGUCUACAUCUUCGAAUGCGCCUCCUGCAUCACCUCCUACACCCACCGUGACUUUGUGGUCUCCAAUCACAGGAUGGUCACCAAGCAGAUGCUGACGUUCUACGCGGCCCCCACAGCCCAAGGCCGGGAGCUGACCCGCAUGUGGGACCGGAUCAUGAUGGAGCAACAGUGCUGCGGCGCGACAGGCCCCCUGGACUGGGUGAACCAUACGUCCACCUUCCGCUCCUUCUACCCCGAGGGGCUGGCGCCGUGGCCCUUCCUCUGCUGCAAGCGCAAUGCCAACUUUGUCAUCCUCAGCCCGGAGGGCUGCCGUGUGGGGCACGUGGAUUAUAUCAACACCAAGGGCUGCUUUGAGCACAUUGAGAAUGCCGUCAACAGCUACACCUGGGGCAUCUCCUGGUUCGGAUUCGCCAUCCUCAUGUUCACGUGCCCAGUGAUGCUCUUGGCCAUGUACCACUACACCACGCUGUGA